UCCUCUCACAUGAAUGUUUUAGGAAGAGGCCCACAUAUAUACUCUUUCAAUACAUAAAACUCUGGCGACGACAACGACCACGACGAUAACAAUUAACAAUUGAUCGAUCAUGUCGGAUUGGGGCCCGGUGUUCGUGGCGGUCAUGGUGUUCAUUUUGCUCUCGCCAGGGUUGCUGUUUCAAAUCCCCGGGAAGAGCCGGUUCGUCGAGUUCGGGAGCUUUCAAACCAGCGGUGUGUCGAUCGUCGUCCACGCAGUCAUAUACUUCGCCCUCAUCGCCAUCUUCCUCCUCGCGGUCGGCAUCCACAUGUACCUCGGCUCUUAAAUCCUUAAUUCUUAUUAUAUAAUGGGUAAUUUGUAACUUGUAAUAAUUUUUUUUUUUGUUAAUUUGUUUUUUACCAAAGUUCCUUGUUGUAUUAAUUAGCAUUGAUUGCUUUAUUACUUUGA
Messenger RNA from Ananas comosus (pineapple), 444 nucleotides. RefSeq lists its product as uncharacterized. The record is from RefSeq and is a predicted model, not a curated record. The transcript has a single exon. Bases 110 to 322 code for a protein of 70 amino acids. NCBI's taxonomy places the organism in Eukaryota, Viridiplantae, Streptophyta, Magnoliopsida, Poales, Bromeliaceae.